GUCAAAAAGUGGAGUAGCUUUGUAAAAACCAUUGUUAUCGGUAUCGGAUAGUCAAUGAAUUAAAGAAUUCCUGAAAAAAGUACUGAAAAAUGAAAACUGCGUUGAUGGUGGCUGAGAAGCCGUCCCUUGCGGCUUCUCUGGCGAAUAUUCUCAGCAAUGGGAAGUGUUCUAACAGAAAAGGGAUGAACGGUUCGUGCUCAGUGCACGAAUGGAUCGGUCAAUUCCGUUCAGAGACCGUCAGCUUUAAAAUGACAUCAGUCUGCGGUCACGUGAUGAGUCUGGACUUCAUCGGCAAAUACAACAACUGGGACAAAGUAGACCCAGCAGAAUUAUUCAUCUGUCAAACCGAGAAGAAGGAGGCAGUUCCGAAGCUGCGAAUCCCGGCAUUCCUCGCGAAGGAAGGCUCCCACUGUGACUACCUCAUCCUCUGGUUGGAUUGCGACAAGGAGGGUGAGAACAUCUGCUUCGAGGUGAUCCAGGCAGUCCAGGAGCGAAGAAAUCCCCCAUUGAGCCCUCACAACAUAUGGAGAGCCAAAUUCUCAGCGAUCACAGAUCGAGACAUCAAAGCAGCCCUGCAGAACCUCGUCAAGCCCAACGAGAACGAAGCUAGAAGUGUUGAUGCACGACAAGAAUUGGAUCUCCGUAUCGGCUGUGCCUUCACUAGAUUCCAGACUAAAUUCUUCCAGGGAAAAUACGGGGACCUGGACGCUUCCUUGAUCUCUUACGGUCCCUGCCAGACCCCGACGCUUGGAUUCUGCGUUCAGAGGCACGACGAGAUCCAGACGUUCAAGCCUGACCCCUACUGGGUCCUUCAAGUGACGAUUAAGACCUCUGAGGGCCAGGAUAUGGUCCUCAGCUGGUCCAGGGGGCGUUCCUUCGACAAAGAAAUCGCGAAUAUAUUCUUGUCCCAUGUUAAGGAGCACGAGCAAGCAACAAUCGUCAAUAUCUCGAGCUCUGAGAAGACUAAAGGGAGACCAAUAGCCCUGAACACUGUGGAGUUGAUGAGGGUGUCGAGCUCUGGUCUUGGGAUGGGGCCUCACCAUGCCAUGCAGAUUGCUGAGCGUCUGUACACCCAGGGAUACAUCAGUUACCCCAGAACUGAGACGACUUCUUAUCCAGAGAAUUUUGACCUUCUGGCUACUCUGAGGCAGCAGCAGAAUAGUUCUGAGUGGGGAGACGACGUGAGAAAAAUUCUAGCGAGUGGAAUUAACAGACCGAAGAAGGGGCACGAUGUUGGGGAUCAUCCUCCCAUCACCCCCAUGAAGCCUGCCUCCAGAAAUGAACUCGAUGGUGAAUCCUGGAGGAUUUAUGAUUACAUCACUAGACACUUCAUUGCCACUCUUGCCAAAGACUGCAAGUACCUCAGUACGACUGUUAAAUUUGAGAUUGGGAUUGAGAGUUUCUCGUUGACUGGGACUACCCUCAUUGAUCCUGGAUACACGAGUCUCCUGACUUGGCAGGCUCUGGGCGCUAAUGAAGCCCUGCCCAGGUUCAAUAUCGGGGACAGGGUGAAUAUCCAGGAGACUAAGCUCCUAGAGUGCUACACACAGCCCCCGGAUUACUUGACUGAAUCGGAGUUGAUUACGCUUAUGGAGAAACAUGGAAUUGGAACUGAUGCUUCUAUACCCGUGCAUAUUAAUAAUAUUUGCAUCAGGAAUUAUGUGAGUGUUGUGGCCGGGAGGAAGCUUGUUCCCACUUCCCUAGGAAUUGUGCUUGUUCAUGGGUAUCAAAAGAUUGAUCCGGACCUAGUCCUCCCAACGAUGCGUUCAGCAGUUGAGGAGCAGUUGAAUUUAAUAGCCCUCGGUCGUGCUGAUUUCUACGCUGUACUGCAGCACACAAUCGAAGUAUUCAAACAAAAAUUCCAUUACUUUGUUCAGAGUAUCGAUGGUAUGGAUCAAUUAUUCGAGGUAUCCUUUUCUCCUCUCUCUGCCUCGGGCAAAGCUCACUCGCGAUGUGGCAAGUGUCGUCGUUACAUGAAAUACAUCCAGACAAAACCAUCGAGACUUCACUGCGCCCAUUGUAACGAGACUUACAAUUUACCACAAAAUGGUAAUAUCAGAAUUUAUAAGGAGCUCAAGUGUCCACUCGACGAUUUUGAACUAUUGUCGUGGUCGACUGGUACCAGAGGCAAGAGUUACACGUUCUGUCCAUAUUGUUAUAAUAAUCCGCCAUUCAGGGACAUGAAGAAAGGAAACACUGGCUGUAAUUCUUGCACCCACCCAACCUGUCCUCAUGGAUUAAAUUCAAAUGGUCUCUCGAGUUGUCCAGAGUGUGAAGCUGGUAUUCUAGUGCUGGAUCCAUCCGCAGCACCAAAAUGGAAAUUAGGAUGUAACAGAUGUGAUGUUAUUAUUCACUUCUUUGAGAAUGCUCACAAGGUGACUGUUGACACUGACGUUUGUGAAUGUGGUGCGCAACUCAUCACAGUUCAGUAUAAAGAGGACAAGAGCAAAUUACCGAAUGAGGCAACUGAGAUGACUGGCUGUGUGUUUUGUACAGCGGAGUUUGGACCACUGGUGGAGAAGCAUCGGGCUGUAGCUUCCAAGCCUGUGAUGACUAGGGGACGUGGCCAUGCCAAAGGUCGUAGUCGAGGCAAACCAAGACCCAAGGACAAGAUGGCGCAAUUAGCUGCUUACUUUGUGUGAAAUAAAUAGGUGAAAUGCACAGUGAAUAACAAUUAACGUAAUUUGACGUUUGACAGACGUGGGAAACUGAUGAAGAAGUGAUGGGGUAAAACGUAAUUGGAAAAUUCACGUAUGUUAAACUUCAAUAGAAAAACUUAGCGAUUCGCUAGCAAAUUCUAUUGGCAUUCUCGUUAAAAUUCUAUUUCUUUUUUGCACAGAUUCUAUUAAAUAUUUGA
This is a messenger RNA of Diachasma alloeum, 2857 nucleotides long. It is a transcript of the gene Top3beta, whose product is annotated as DNA topoisomerase 3-beta-1. Bases 90 to 2642 code for a protein of 850 amino acids. Gene Ontology annotation, biological process: DNA topological change. The record is from RefSeq and is a predicted model, not a curated record. Gene Ontology annotation, cellular component: nucleus. The transcript has 4 exons. Lineage: Eukaryota; Metazoa; Arthropoda; Insecta; Hymenoptera; Braconidae. Gene Ontology annotation, molecular function: DNA topoisomerase type I (single strand cut, ATP-independent) activity; DNA binding.